GAGAAUUAACGAUAUACGAAGUGGGCGUGAAAAUGAUGCGAUUCAGAAUUCUAUCGGCACUUUAAAAGAAUUGAUUAAUAAAGAGAAGAGUGGGGAUUUAGAGACACUUCGCUCAGAUUUGAAUAGGCUUCAAGAUCUAAUUCCGGUCACAGAGGAAGGAAAAACACAUGCCAAUAGGCAAUUAACCUCCGCCGAAAUAGAAGCUUAUAGGCAAAAUAAAAAAGCAGCCGAUGAGAAAGAGUUGGAACUACGCAAAGAAAUUUUCAGAAAAGAAGAGCCAUCUCUAGGAGAGGAAAGGUGA
Molecule: messenger RNA, 301 nt
Organism: Ambispora leptoticha
Lineage: Eukaryota; Fungi; Glomeromycota; Glomeromycetes; Archaeosporales; Ambisporaceae
Source: the annotation of a GenBank genome assembly